AGUUUUAUCAUUGCGUAACGUUUACGUAAAAACGACUUUGGGUGCAGCCGUUUGGCCGCCAGCUAACUCGGCUAGUAAGGCUAACUAAUUAGCUCCAUGUGCGGAGCUUGUAUUGUCCGUUAGCCUAGCUGCGUUAGCACGGUUUAUUCAAACGUCUUGCGGACUUUACACACUUCACAGGUGUGAAGGAGCCGCCUCGAAGACAGGUUUCGAGUGUUUGCUGGUCAAUCAAUAUGGAAAUACCCCCCUCUCCUUAGCCCCAUCUCCAGCCACGAUGUCAAAACGACCAUCCUACGCCCCUCCCCCUCCCCCCGCCCCGACAACACAAAUGCCUUCCACCCCAGGGUUUGUGGGCUACAACCCUUACAGCCAUCUGGCCUACAACAACCUCCGACUGGGAGGGAGCUCCGGAGGCUCCAGCAGGAACUCCUCGGGCAUCACCGUCCCGAAGCCUCCCAAACCUCCAGACAAGCCUCUGAUGCCUUACAUGCGGUACAGCCGGAAGGUAAGCAGGAAGGUAUGGGACCAAGUGAAGGCGUCCAACCCCGACCUGAAGCUGUGGGAGAUUGGAAAGAUUAUCGGAGGGAUGUGGAGGGACCUGACUGAUGAGGAGAAACAGGACUACCUGAAUGAGUAUGAAGCCGAGAAGAUCGAGUAUAACGACUCUCUGAAGGCGUACCAUAACUCACCAGCCUACCUGGCCUACGUCAACGCCAAGAACCGAGCCGAGGCCGCGAUGGAGGAGGAGAGCAGGCAGAGGCAGAGUCGUAUGGACAAAGGAGAGCCGUACAUGAGCAUCCAGCCCGCUGAAGACCCUGAUGACUACGACGACGGUUUUUCCGUGAAGCACACGGCAGCCGCUCGCUUCCAGAGGAACCACCGGCUCAUCAGCGACAUCCUCAGCGAGAUCGUAGUGCCUGACGUCCGCUCGGUGGUCACCACAGCCCGCAUGCAGGUCCUCAAGAGGCAGGUCCAGUCUCUCAUGGUGCACCAGAGGAAGCUAGAGGCAGAACUGCUGCAGAUUGAGGAUCGCCACCAAGACAAGAAAAGACGCUUCCUGGAGACCACUGACUCAUUCAACACUGAACUCAAGCGGCUGUGCAGUCAGAAGGUGGAGGUGGACAUGGAGAAGCUAGCAGCAGAGAUGGCAGCCGCAGAGGAGGCAGCCAGGCGCCGGGCGGAGGAGAGGGAGCGCGAGGCGGCCGAGCAGGCGGAGAAAGCUGCUCAGCAGGCGCAGCAGGCUCAGCAGCAGCAACAGCAGCAGCAGGCGGAGGCUGCUGGAAACAAAGCAGCAGAGCCGACUGGAGCUAAUGCUAACAGCGCAGCUAACCCCAGCUCAGGGACCAAGGAGGAGGAGAAGCCCACACCGAUGGAGACAGAUGAGGCGGCGCCUACGGAGCCUUCUUCAGACUCCCAGCCCGCUCCACCUACUCCUUCUGACCCCCCAUCUUCCUCCUCCGAUAAAGCCACACCUCCCCCCGACCCCCCCAGGGAGAGCAGCACUCCUAGCAGCAGCGCCCCCAGCGAGGACAGCAACAACAGCAUGCCUCCUCCCUCCUCAGAUGGCCCCCCUGGACCAGCAGCAGCCCCCGACCCUCCAGCAGCCCAGGAAGCAAACUCCAGUGCGGCUAACCCCAACACAGCUGCUGCGACACCCCCACCUCCUCCCGCCUCAGAAGAACCAGCCCCUCCACCUCCACCACUACUGCCCUCCAACCAGAGCAGCCAACAGUAUGAUAUGUAAUGGUCAGUUAGUUACAGUGGUAGCUGUAGGAGCCACCCCCCCUCCACCCCCAGAUGUGAACACCGUGGCGCUGUCAAUGAAGUGCUGAAUGGUCAAUAAAUAGUUAACAUGUUUCCCACAGAGUGACGUAGGCCUUCCAUCAGUCAGCCACCUAAGGAUUAGAACAACCCAGCAUGGCUAGCUUAUGAUGAGGGCAAGUGAAACAUCACCAAAGAGUAACGACAUUUGACCCGAGCCCCCUUUCCUAAUCAUGGGGGAGGGGGGCUCUAACAUAACAGUCAGCAGUAACCCCGCUUGGCUGCGUGGAUGUUAUAUACCAGUAUCUAACUCAACACGUCUCAUCACUGUUUGUCCAGCCAUCCCAAUCCAUCUGUCAGUGUUCUUCUAGAUGGCUGGUCCACAUUCCCAACAUUUGACCCUGGCUCUACAGGUCAGCCAAGAGUCAUUCUACACAGGACUGCACCUUAGAUUAGAUUCUAAUUAUUUUCAUGAUCAAUUAAUUAAUCAUUAGUCUGUAAGAAAUGACCCUAAGGUGACAAACUCUGACAGUAGAGAGGCUGAAGAACGUUUGUCUUUUAUUUUUCACUCUUUUGGCUCCAUAAAAUGAAUUGAUUCUCACGACCGCUUGUUGUUUUUCUGUCAAUCAACUCGACUAACCGUUUAAGCUAUAAUUCUACAUCACUGUGCUACCGUGUGAAGGGCGCUCAUCACCAGCCACGACAUCGCUGCUGUUUUCAAGCAGCGCUGUUCCAUUGAACUCGUGUUCGACACCAGGGAGGUGAUUUCAGAAGGCAUGCUGAUGGCUGUUUGUUAUCCACAUAGUUCAGACUUAAAAACCUCAAAUAAUUCCCACUGUGUAGACUUUGUACUGUUGAAUGUUUGACUCACACGUGUGUAUAUUGCUCAGUCUUGAUGUAUAAACUUUAAUCAGCCCGUAUAUUUUUCUGACAAAGGAGCACAGCUGCAGUCGGGAGUUUGGGUUUAUGACUUGUCUGAAAGCUCAGCGUACGUUCUGGUGAUUUUUAAGGGCAACCUCGCAUGAAAGGACCUCAACCUUUUCCCCCAUUUAAAACCUCAGAAUUUUGUAGUUUAUCAGUUUGUGUGAUUUGCAAAACUACUACUGUUACUUUGUGUUUUUAGAGAUCUAGUGGAACCUUUAGAUUAAUAUAAUCAAGAUCAGCCUUCGUAUAAAACUUGUACUCUUGAAUCAGACGCCAUUUCUAACAGUUUUCAGUUGGUGUGUGUACGACACGUCUCGCGCUGACGCAGAUGAGCGUUUUUCCAGGUCUGAAGUUCGUAUGGAGAUGAAUUAUUUGUGCACCCACAUUCUGCAUGCUCUACUAAAUACUGACUGUAAUCCUGCAAGCAUUUGAACAAUAUCUGAAGUCUUUUGUCAGAGUUGAUGAUGAGGAAAGCUGAUAUUUGGAGGAAACCACGCAAUGUGUCUCCAUGGUGCUUUAUUAAAAACUCUGGAUGAUAAAAUGACUUGCAUUGGGUAUUAAAACAUCUCCAUCACAUUUAUGUAAAAAGUAUUGACGCCAACUCAAUUAGCAUUUAAUCUUUGAGAGCUUCUCUCCAUGUUGAGGCUGUACUUAUGUUUUUUUUUUUUUUGUUUAAGACUACGUUCCUUCUUUAGACUGCAUAUUCCUGUUGACACCACAAGCGUUUAACUUCAGCAGAGUAAUGCACACGCUACCCUCAUCCAAGUGUAACCUCAGUCACUUGUGCAUUUAAAGGACUGUUUUCUUACUUGAAUUGGACUGUUUUUAGUAAUAUGCCUCUGUUUUUUGCAUCUUUCUUUUGUACUGUCUGAACUUAUCUAUCCAAAUAAAGAUAAUUUCUCAGUC
Molecule: messenger RNA, 3591 nt
Organism: Larimichthys crocea (large yellow croaker)
Lineage: Eukaryota; Metazoa; Chordata; Actinopteri; Sciaenidae
Product: SWI/SNF-related matrix-associated actin-dependent regulator of chromatin subfamily E member 1-like
Exons: 11
Coding region: 275-1744 (489 amino acids)
Biological process (GO): negative regulation of DNA-templated transcription
Cellular component (GO): SWI/SNF complex
Molecular function (GO): nucleosomal DNA binding; nuclear receptor binding
Source: RefSeq, a predicted model, not a curated record